Molecule: messenger RNA, 408 nt
Organism: Hermetia illucens (black soldier fly)
Lineage: Eukaryota; Metazoa; Arthropoda; Insecta; Diptera; Stratiomyidae
Exons: 2
Coding region: 40-339 (99 amino acids)
Source: RefSeq, a predicted model, not a curated record
CGAAGAGCGGUCAAUUUUUUACGGUGUGGGAGUAAACAAAUGAUUGGACAAUUGACAGAUCCUAACCUCGAAACUGAGUUAUGUCGAGAUGUUUUCUGCUUUGUGAGGAUGGCCAAUUCCACUAUUGGAAAUUCGAAAGCGAUGAAAGAGGAGGACUGCCUAGGGUGCCGACUAGUUUCGGGGUUUGGGCUGUUCUUCAUUGGAGCAUAUCUCUAUCGUCAGUCCCAGCGGCAGAGUGGUACAUUUAGUAAAAUAACUGUGGUCUCCCUCUCGGCAGUUUCGAUUGGUCUGGGAGUAGCCAGAAUUUGUAACGCACCGUUGUUCCCAAAGGAUAAGUAGUCUGCUGUACAAGUUAUCAGCUGUAUUUUCACAAGUCUUUGUAAACGAAAUAAAUCUUAUAUAUGAAUA